Molecule: messenger RNA, 7591 nt
Organism: Nymphaea colorata (pocket water lily)
Lineage: Eukaryota; Viridiplantae; Streptophyta; Magnoliopsida; Nymphaeales; Nymphaeaceae
Product: cytochrome P450 81Q32-like
Exons: 3
Coding region: 5889-7442 (517 amino acids)
Molecular function (GO): monooxygenase activity; iron ion binding; heme binding
Source: RefSeq, a predicted model, not a curated record
CUUUUAUUUUUUAGAAAAUAACUACACCGGAGCUUGUAACCUAGGAGAGAGAGACUCUGAGGUUCAUUCUCCCCUGGUGUCCGGCCGGUGUUCCUCUGGUGGCCGGCCGGCUGGCCGGCGUAGUGGGACGGUUUGGAAAUGGAAGCAGAUGCCCAAAUGAUCUACAGUGUUAUGGAAGAAGGAGGAGAUGGUGUCGUGCAACCAGCUGCGUUGAACAAAGAGGCGUCUGCACCUAAGGGGCCCUCUUGGGCGUCCAUCGUUGAAGGGGAAAAGCUCCAUGAUGAAGACUAUCUGAAUGAAGUUGAAAUCCGAGAGGUGGACGGCAUUAAGGUGUUGUUCGUCCCCAAAUCAGCGCACGAGCACCUCAAAGCCCCUUUCCGAUUUACAGCUAUUGCAACACUUUCAGGUGGUCGCUCCAACAACAGGUAAAGGAUUGUUCCUGGUUAUGGCCUCAAAUGAGGCUGAUUUGCAAAUGAUUCUUGCUCUUGGUCGCUGGAAAGUUGGGGGGCGGGUUCUGGUUGCUAAUCGAUGGAGACCUGGCAUGUCGUUGAAAUUGGAAUCAUCCAGUAGAGUCCGCAUUUGGGUGCGCCUCCCUGAUCUGCCGCCAGAGCUUUGGAGGAAUGGUAUAUUUCAUAGGCUAGCCAGAAUGAUGGGAGCAACGUUCGUCGAAGCCGAUGCUUUCACAAAGGAGGUCGCUAGUCUGGGUUUUGCGCGUGUGCUCCUUGAGGUUCCGCUGGGUUUUCAUCCGGUGAAUAAAGUCAGGGUCUCAUUUGAAGAAGGGGUCGCCCUGGUGCAAAGUAUUGAGUAUAAGUCGAAGGUGAGAUAUUGUCGUAAAUGUGGUGCGACAUCCCACUUCACUUGCUUGUGAUGAUGUGAAGCAGUCCCUCAGUAUAUAUAAGGCUUGGAUGGCUGUUAAAAGCCCCAAACGUCAUUCCUUUUCCCUGAACAAAUCGACCAGCUAAUCAGGUGAACAGAUUCGUAGCACUCCAUAGUGUGCCUGAGAGGGAGGAGGGUGUUAAUCCUGAGGAGGGAGGGACUAGCUCUGCUCCUAUCCCUGAGAGUGCGAGGAGGAAAUCAAUGCAGGCCAAUGAGGCCUGUUCGGAAGUGGGGGAACAUGACAAGGUUUGUAGUAAAGAGGCGAAUCCUAUCAUAACAAAAGGGGCGACUAGUGCAAGUAUCCUCCAUGGCCAGCAGAGUGCCGACUCUAUGGCUAUAGAUGAGACACAUGAUCUCCCAGUCAAUGUUUUGGUGUCUCAUCGAAAAGCUCCAAUGGAGAAGAAACGCCAGUUGAAAAGCAAAUCUACCAGUUCAUUUAAAAAGAGACCCAACAGCCAUACACAGACAGAGAAGCUCCUCGCUGAUCUAUAUGCCUCUUGCUCUGACGCUAGCUUGACCCUUCCUCAGCCCACAGAUCACUCUAGCUUUGGUGCAGCUGAAGCCAGGGCCUCCCCAGCUUCUGAAGAUCCGAGUGAUAAGGAUAUGAGUUUACUUUUAUACAAAGAAGAGAAGAAAAUCCAUUUGAAUGCUAAGGAUAACAACCCUACCAAUGGAGAGCUGGUGGGGUGUAGUAGGGAGAGUAGCGCUUGCUGGGAUGCAAUGAGGUUCCUUGCUUGGAACGCUCGUGGGCUGGCUGGUGCCACUGCCCAGCGUGACCUCUAGUUAAUUUUUCAGCUUGCUCACCUAGAUAUUGCAGUCCUCAUUGACACAAAAUUGAAUGAGACUACUUUGACAAAACACAAUUUGAAGUUUAGCAGAUAUCUCUCUGUUUCUAACAUACAUGUUAAUGGCCAAUGGGCUCGGAUUUGGCUUUUGUGGGAUGUUGAUAAGAUGUAGGUUCAGACAUCUAAAGUGCAUGCUCAUUGGAUUUCUAUCGAGGUGAAGCACCUAAGUUCUGGCAGAAUUUUCUCUGUUUAGGGGGUGUAUCUCAAUCUGGAUUUCCGCAUCCGUACGUUCCAAUAUGAUGAGCUCAAUGAGGAGCUUUCUAGCCUAUGUAAUGUAAGCCCAAUGUAUGCUUGAACGAUUUCAAUUCGGUGGGGGACAUGUCGCACAAAAUUGAAAGACUCCCACCUCUUUGGCCUUGCAUUCUUUUCAAUAAUUUUAUUGCCUCCAACCAGUUUGUGGAAGUUCAUGACCCCGACACUAAGUUCUCUUGGUCUAACAAGAGAGAGGGGCCUGCAAAUGUGCAAAGUUUGAUUGAUCAUUGCUUUGCGUCCCAUGACUGGUGGGAUUGCCGGGAGUGGAAUUUCAGCCUUCGGAUUCUUCCUCGCACUUCUUCUGACCAGAGUCCUAUUGUUAUGGCAGCUGAGAGAAACCAUAUCUUCACCUGUGGCAAAUCGGUCUUCCGUUACUUCAAUUACUGGGAACAAUUUCCUCAAUGCACCAAACUCAUUGCAGACUGUUAAUCCUAUCAUGUCGCUGGUUGCCCCAUGAUUAGGCUUGUUUCUAAACUUCAACUUGUUAGAGAUGAGUUUCGGGAGUGGUCUAAGCAAGGCCCCAAUGAUUUGGUCAAAAUUAUUGAGAGACUCAGAGUGCACAGGUAGGAGUGGCUCAUAACCUUACGGAUAGGGGAGAUUUGUCGGCUUCCUCUUGGGACAUUAAGCUUCGCUUUACUCUCCUUAAGCUCAUCAAGAUGGAUGAGAAGCGGCUGAGGCAAAAGGCUCGUGUGAGGUGGAUGAGGGAGGGCGAUUCUAAUUCUAAAUUUUUCCAUGCUAUGGCAAAAGGCAGAUAACGGAGAAACCAUAUCCGUACCAUCAUGGAUGGAGAGAGGGUUAUCUCUGACAUGGAUGAAAUUUUUACAUCCUGCACUACUUAUUUCAAAGAUCUGUUGACUGACAAUGCAGGUUCGGGACUCCUUCCUUCUAAUGUUUGUACAGGGUGACUGAAGAAGAAAAUGAGCUUUUAGUGAGUCCUAUUCGCGAUGAAGAAAUACAAUGGGCAGUAUUAAGGGCGAAUAAGGAUUCAACUGCUGGACCAGACAGUUUCAACAAUCGCUUCUAUCAAUCAAACUGGUCCAUCAUUGGGCCCGACGUGCGCCCCGCAGUGAAGGAGUUUUUCCGGUCCGGCCGUAUGGUUAAAGGGAUCAACAAAACACACAUUGUUCUUCUUCCCAAAGAAGAUGGUGCUUGCACACAAGUUUCGACCUAUAUCUUUUUACAAUAGUAUUCUUAAAUUCCCCACUCGUAUUAUGGUUUUAUGCAUGAGACCCAUACUGAGUCGCAUUCUUCAUCGAAAUCAGGCGGCAUUUUUAAUGGGACGCAGCAUCCAGAGCAGUUUUUUGCUCAGUCAAGAGGUGGUUCAUUCACUUGCGCACAGUAAGUCUAAAGUUGUGUGCGUUAAAAUCAACCUUAGCAAGGCAUACGACAAAGUGAAUUGGCGGUUUCUGGAGAACAACCUCAAUCUGCUAGGCUUUUGCUCCAACUGGAGUAGGCGUAUUACGUCAGUUGUAUCUACUGUGUCCUCUGCACUGCUCAUUAACGGUAAAGAAGGAUCUUGGUUCUUCACCACUAGGGGGUUGCGGCAAGGAGACCCCCUGUCCCCCUAUCUGUUCAUCGUUACGAUGGAAAUUCUUAAUCGUAGCAUGUUGGCUCACCUGCAAUUGGGUAAGAUCCGUGGCCUAAAGGUUAGCGCUCUUAGCUCUAUUCAUUCCUCCUUCUAUGCUGAUGAUGUCCUUGUUUGCAUUGAAGGCAGGAAAAAAUUCUUUUUAGGUCUUAAAGAUUGUUUCCUUGAGUUUGAGGCUUGUCCGGGAGUCAAAGUUAAUCCCAACAAGACCUCUGUGUAUUUCUUUAAUCUUUCUGAUUUCGAGUGCAGCAGGCUAUGUGCUAUCACGGGCUGGAAAAGAAGUUUCUGGCCAGUGAUGCAUCUGGGUCUGCCUCUUCAAUACCAGGCCAUCACAGAGAGCCAAUGUUAGCACAUAGUGAUGAAAGUUAAUCAGAAAUUGGCAGGAAGCUGCUUUCUUAUGCUGGAAGACUCUAUUUGGUUAAACAUGUUUUGACAAUUAUCCUUAGCUAUUGGAUGAUGGUUUUGUGGAUUCUUCUGUCCACGUGCCACCAAAUCGAAAAGUUGUGCUCGGGUUUCAUUUGGGGGGAUGAUAAUGAGGUCAAAGGGACACACCUUAUCAGUUGGAAUGCUCUUCGUAAACCAAGGUUGGAGUAUGGCUUCGACACAUGGUGGAUAUCAAUAGGGCUAAUUUCUGUUUUCUCGGGGUCAAAGCUAUCACGCAGGACUCACUCUGGGCUGAUCUCGUCAGGGCCAAGUAUCUAACCAAAAAGAGUUUGUGGCAAUACAAACUCAGUGGGAGUGAAUCUAGCUUAUGGAAGCGGGUGAUCAAAUGUUGGCAGUUAAUUGAAUCUCAAGUUCAUUUGGAAAAUCAACAAUGGCUCUAGAGUCAAAUUUUGGCAUGAUCGGUGGAAUGGUGUCAUCAUCUCCAAUAUGAUUUCACCUACUAGUUGGCCGCUAAUUCAGGAUACCAUGAACUGCACUAUUAAGGAGUUGUUUGUCGACCAGGCAACCUAUGUCCAUAUGUUCCUAGACACUAUGAGCAUUCCCAUUCACCUCCCGUUGCUUGAGGAUAGUCGAUUGGAUACACUUGAAUGGGUGGACUGUAGUUCUCGACCGCUUUCAAGACAUCAUAUUUGGGACAUGCUGCGAGACAUAGCGCCACUCAGCAGUGGAGGAAUGCCAUGUGGAAUGUUGGAGCCCCUCCCCGUGCUGCAUGGACGACCUACCUGGCAGUUGAAGGUCGCCUUCAUAUUGAUGCUAGAGCUUAGGAGCAUGGACUCUACAUUACCUCCAGAUGUUAUAUUUGCAAAAGGGCUCAAGAAGAUAUCAACCAUGUCUUCCUCCAUUGCAAAGAAGCUAAAAGCCUGUGGGAGUUAGCUAUCAAGAAGUUCAGGUAAAGUAAUUUCCAUCCACUUACGGUUAAAGACGCUCUCGUAUGGUGGACCUCUCACUGAUUUAAAGAUAAAGUCAUCUUCAAGUGCUGGAAGAAUUUGCUGCACAUAAUCCUUUGGCACAUUUGGAAAUGGCGCAAUAACUGCAAGCAUGGGGAAAAGAUGCUAUGAACUAUAGUGGUAAGGCGCUAUGGAGCUACUGCAGCGACUUUAUGAUCUCAAGAGAUUGGAAGCAGGGUGACAAACAAGCUAUCCAAACGUGGUUACAGGUUGGGCUCCCUUGGGAACAUUGUAGUUUACCAAAACAAGGAUAGCAGGAAUGUGACUGCUCUAGUAAGGGAGAGUAGUGGGCAAUGUAUCUUUGGUAUCGCCUGUUGGAGUGAUGCAGUCAGAGCCACUGAUGAAGCUUGGGUUCUACAACAAAGUCUUAUAGCUGUCCAGGUAAUUGAUAGAAAUGCAGGUAACAUCAAAGUCAUUUGUAAUAAUGGGUUUUUCAUCAACCGUUGCUGCAAGUGCUUCAGAGAUGACUUAUCACAGAGGGGCGUUGCAAAUCAACUGUGCAACAAUCUGGUUUUCAUUAUAGAUGACCAUGUUUAUGAUGUGUUUCCUCUUCUUAAAAGAGGUGAUAGUGCCACUGUUUACAAGGUAUGACAUCAGCCGUACUGAAGAACGGAUAUUUUGUAAAUAAAUAGGAUCUCUUAUAUCCCAUUUUUUUGCUGUAAAUACUCUUUUAUUUUUUUGUCAAUAAAUUUCGAGGCGACCCCAGCAUCAUCAGUUUUAUGGAUGAACAAGGGUAGGGGCCGUACUCCCCCAAGCAGCUGACAAAAAUUGGGUUGGGAGGGGCACUGAUCAGCCCGUAAAAGUUUCAAUAAAAGGAAAGUCACAGUCUCUUUCUACAUUUGCUUUAGUCAAUACGAAAAUAAUGGGUGGGGGAGUCCAGUAAGUCCCCUCACUUCAUCAUCCGCCGUUUCUAAUGUGAGAGAGAGAGAGAGUCCAGAAAUGGAGUUCCUGUGCACUCCCCCUAUCCUCGUCCUCUUCUUCUCAGCAAUUCUAGCAAUCAGCUUCAAAUUCCUGCUCAAAGACAGGCUACCUAAGAAUCUCCCACCCUCCCCACCAGCUCUGCCCAUAAUCGGCCACCUCCAUCUGCUGAAGAAGCCUCUGUAUCGCAGCCUCGCCGACCUCUCCGCCAAACACGGGCCGACUCUCUCCCUCCGCCUCGGAUCCCGCCUCGCCCUCAUCGUCUCCUCCCCCGACCUCGUCGAGGAGUGCUUCACCAUUCAUGACAUCGCCUUCGCCAACCGCCCCCGUCUCCUCGCCGGCCGAUACAUGGGCUACAAUUAUACCACCAUGGGGUGGUCCUCCUACGGCCCCCACUGGCGCAACCUCCGGCGGAUCGCCACCCUCGAAGUGCUUUCCUCCGCCCGACUCCAGGCCUUCGCCGGCCUCCGCCGUGACGAGGUCCAGUGUCUCCUGCGCCAGCUGUUCGAGGAGUCCGACCCUGCUGGGUUCACGCAGGUGGAUCUGAGCUCGAUGGUGUCCGCCUUGGCAUUCGACACGAUCGUCCGGAUGGUCACCGGAAGACGGUGGUAUGGGAAAGGCGUGGCGGGAUCGGAGGAGUCGAAGCGGUUCGUGGCCGUCAUCAAGGAGGCGAUGGCCUUGCAAGGAGCGGUGAGCAUCGGUGAUUACAUACCAGCGUUGAGAUGGCUGGACCUGCAGGGGAUGGAGAGGCAGAUGAAAGACUGCUAUAAUAGGAGGGAGGUGCUGUUUCAGGGUUUGGUGGACGAGGAAAGGAGCAAGCGUCGUGGUGGCGAUGGCGUAGAUGGUGGAAGCGACGCCGGAGAUUCAAGGGGCAGCCUUGUCGACUUCCUUCUUUCCCUGCAGGAGAACGAGCCGGAAUACUACACCGAUCAGCUUAUCAAAGGGGUCAUGGUGGUAAUGCUGGCUGCCGGAACCGACACAACAGCGACGACACUGGACUGGGCAAUAGCUCUGUUGCUGAACAACCCGGAUGUGCUGAAGAAGGCCAGAGACGAGCUUGAUGCUCGAGUCGGCACUGACAGGCUUGUGGAAGAGUCCGACCUUACCAACUUGACCUACCUCCACUGCAUAGUGAAGGAAACUCUCAGGCUCUACCCUGCAGGCCCGCUCUUGCUUCCUCAUGAGUUAGGGGAGGACUGUAAUAUUGGGGGUUACGACAUUCCACGCGGCACAAUACUGUUCGUGAAUGCAUGGGCCAUCCAUCGAGACCCGAAGCUGUGGCCGGAGCCGACAAGGUUCAUCCCGGAGAGGUUCAGCGGGCUGGAAGAGAAAGACGAUGGUUUCAAGAUGAUCCCCUUUGGGUUCGGCCGGAGGAAGUGCCCGGGCUCAGGGUUGGCCAUGAAGGUUGUGCAGUUUGCCCUCGCUGGGCUGAUCCAAUGCUUCGAGUGGGAGAGAGUUGGGAGAGAAGAGGUUGACAUGGCUGAGGGUGUGGGGCUAACGCUGACGAGGGCAAACCCACUGCACGUUCUGUACAGACCACGCCACUCAAUGGUCAAAGUGCUCUCUCAUCUGUAGCUUAAUAGUAAGAAUUGCCACUUCUCUGUAACAUCUCACGGUUAGCUAUUUGCCCAAGAUUAUAGGUAUGUAUGUAACUAUCAAGUACCCACAUGUGGAAACAAAAAACUACAGAACCUUUCAAGUGGAAAUUGGUUUAUUCUGCAUCA